This is a messenger RNA of Monoraphidium neglectum, 627 nucleotides long. RefSeq lists its product as hypothetical. The record is from RefSeq and is a predicted model, not a curated record. The transcript has 5 exons. NCBI's taxonomy places the organism in Eukaryota, Viridiplantae, Chlorophyta, Chlorophyceae, Sphaeropleales, Selenastraceae. Bases 1 to 627 code for a protein of 208 amino acids.
AUGAUUCCCUGGAGUGGUCACCACCGCAACGAGGAGGAAGCCUACAAUGCUGUGUAUCAGGGAGGCGACGGCGGCCCCUCCCUUGGCCAUGAGGCGCUCGCAGGCGCCGUCAGCUUCUACGCGAUGCACGAGUUUGAGAAGCGCCGCGAGCGCGAGGGCUUCAGCGACCACACCAAGGCCAGGGAGCUCCUUGCUACCAUAGCCGGGGUCGAGGCCGACCGCCUGGCCGAGAGCCGCGGCAUGGGCCGUGAGGAGCGCGACCGCACCGUGGCGACCGCCCAGCAAAAGGCCACUUCCAUGUACGAACAGCACUACGGGGGCGGCCAGCAGAUGGGGGGCGGCGGCGGGUACGACGCCUCCGCCGGCUACGGCGCCGGCCAGCAGGCUGCCGGCUUUGACCGCGGGGAUGUGGGUGGCAUGGGUGGGGCCGGGUACGGCGCCGGCCAAGGGGGCCUCGACUCGCAGGGCUACGCGGGCGGCGGCGGCGGCCAGUUGGGCGGCGACGACGCGGGGCAGUACGGCCGCGGCGGGUACGAUGCGGGGCAGCUGCAGGGCGGCUUCCAGGGCCAGCAGGAUGACUACCAGCAGGGGGGUGCGCCGUACGGCAGGGAGGGCGGCGGUUACUGA